Danio aesculapii is the source of this 4625-nucleotide messenger RNA. It is a transcript of the gene zbtb44, whose product is annotated as zinc finger and BTB domain containing 44. Gene Ontology annotation, biological process: positive regulation of gene expression; regulation of transcription by RNA polymerase II. Gene Ontology annotation, molecular function: protein binding; RNA polymerase II cis-regulatory region sequence-specific DNA binding; DNA-binding transcription factor activity, RNA polymerase II-specific. The record is from RefSeq and is a predicted model, not a curated record. The transcript is spliced from 6 exons. Lineage: Eukaryota; Metazoa; Chordata; Actinopteri; Cypriniformes; Danionidae. The coding region runs from base 331 to 2301 and encodes 656 amino acids.
GAAAAGCAUUCUGGGAUGGAGUAUGUAAACAUCAGCUUCAAACCUGUCAGACGAGAGACCAAUGCAUUUUAUACACAAUGCAGACUUAAACCGGCUUAUUUUUUAUGAAUUUUAUCUUUUAAUACAAACGGGGGGCACUCGACUCGAGUGAAUUAUCGGGAUGUGAUCAUGUUUUCAAAACACGACAGUAACGUUACUUCUAUGCAAGUGUCAGAAUGCUAGCAGCUAGUUAGCUUGCUGCUGGAUCGCAUUCAUGAGCUCAUAGUCGUACAACAUUUCAACGGAUUCGUCCAUUCUUCUUUGUUACCGACAGUCCUACUACUGUAAAGGAUGGGUGUGAAAACGUUCACUCACAACUCCCCCAGCCACAGCCAGGAGCUUCUGGAUAAGCUUAACACCCUGCGCAGUGAGGGCCACUUCUGUGAUGUCACCAUUCGGGUACAGGGCCAGCUGUUCUCAGCCCAUAAGGUAGUCCUAGCCUGCUGUAGUGACUUCCUUCGGGCAAAGUUGUCUGGGAAGCCGGCUGAAGAAGACCCAAUAAUUGUCGGUGAAGAUAACAAACACGUGCUUGAUCUCCAACAUGUAACGGUUGCUGGUUUCGCUCCUCUUCUUGAAUAUGCAUACACAUCUACUUUGUCCAUUAGUACAGAGAAUAUCAUCGACGUAUUGGCUGCAGCGAGCUACAUGCAGAUGUUCGCAGUGGCCAACACUUGCUCUGAGUUCAUGAAGUCCAGUAUCCUGUGGAACGCGGCAUCUUCGGGAGCAGGAGCUCCUGGUAGCAUCCAACCUCCAGGUUUGCACAGGCCCCAAGAACCCCCUGAAGGCCACGCCAGCUGCACCCUCGCCCCUGUAGAUGCCCUCUCACCAUCUCCGGUUUCAUCCGAGUGCAGCGUGCCAGAGCGGCCCAUCCCUGUGUGUCGUGAGUCCAGACGCAAACGCAAAGGCUUCGCAAGCCCACAACCAGCAUCCUCUACCUCUCCGCAAGUCCCCAACCCUUCGCCCUCCUCUUCCUCCUUCCCAGAGAGCUCAGCGCAGGCUUUGGAACCAUCCCUGGCCUUCUCCUGGACGUACCCCUUCGGUGUAGACCGUCGGUUUACACCAGAGAAGUCAAAACUGCCUGAAGGUCUCCUGGAAACAUCUGGAGCGUCGGGUCAGGACUCUAGUGGAAGGGCUCUGGUGGAGUAUCUGUCCUGUGAGGGUCCCCGUGGCCUGGGCGUAGUGGGAGCAGCAGGGGUAGAGGAGGAGGAAGAAGAGGAUGUGCAGGUGAAGGUAGAGAGGCUGAGUGAUGAAGAAGUGCAUGAAGAGGCUUCUCAACCGGUCAGCGCUCCACACAGUUCGCUGAGUGAUCAGCAGACGGUUCCUGGCAACGAACACAACCAAGAAGAUCUACUCAUCAGCCCUCAGUCCUCAUCAAUCGGCUCCAUGGAUGAGGGGGUGACGGAGGGUCUUCAGUCCAUGCAGGGAACUCCAAACACUACUGGUCACAUGGAGGAGGAUGAGAGGCUAGAGAAUGUCCAGUACCCAUACCACCUGUACAUCAGCCCUUCAACUCGCCCAGGACUCAAUGGUCCUGAACGACCCUUCCAGUGCCCUACAUGUGGUGUCCGAUUCACUCGAAUACAGAAUCUCAAACAGCACAUGCUUAUCCACUCUGGCAUUAAGCCAUUCCAGUGUGACCGAUGUGGGAAAAAGUUUACGCGGGCUUACUCUCUGAAGAUGCACCGGCUGAAGCACGAAGGUAAACGAUGUUUCCGGUGCCAGAUCUGUAGCGCCACUUUCACUUCCUUCGGUGAAUAUAAGCACCACAUGAGGGUGUCUCGCCACAUCAUCCGCAAGCCUCGGAUUUACGAGUGCAAAACGUGCGGCGCCAUGUUUACCAACUCCGGCAAUUUAAUCGUACACCUGAGGAGUCUCAACCAUGAGGCGUCAGAACUAGCAAACUACUUCCAGACCAGUGAGUUCCUCCUCCCAGACUACCUGAGUCACAUGCAAGAGGAAGAGGGGCUCGGACACUUUGAGAUAAGUGAGCAGACCUUUGAAGCUUCUUCCUCCUCUUCCUCAGUCCAAACGCCAGUUAUCUCUCAAGUUUCCUCUACCAUGAACUAUGAAACCAACACUUCGGCACCUCCUUCCCAAACCCCAAACCCCAGAUCAGGGAAUGGAGGCGAGGGCACGGCAGGGGACCUCCAGAAGCCCACCACUGCUGUCACCUCUCUGCAAGACCCAGAGGAAGACGAGGGAGAGAAGGAGAGAGGGGCAAGAAAGAAGAAGAAGAGACUUGUGCCAAUUACUAUUGAGUGAAAACGUUCCAUGUGUGUGAACAUGUAUAAUGACAGUCAGUGUACUGUAGCACACUCAGUACUUCUGUUACGAUUUCACAGCUUAUCAAUCAUGGAAAAUGGAACAUUACUGUUAUGAAAAUCUUUUUUUUUUUAUUUGUUGGGGUUGCUUUUAAGAUUAUCCGAUUUGGAUCUAUGUCAAAUCUAUGUAAAAGACCAUCAUAACCUUGCAGAGAAAACCACAUGAGCAUCACAUAUUCAGGCCCGUAGCCAGCCUGGUGAAAGGGGUGAUUCUUUUUUCUUAAAAUAUGGACUUGUUUGCUGUUAUUAGCCUCAUUUUCAUAUUAAUUAUGAGGUUUAAAUACUUUUUAAGCACUUUUUUUUGCUUCAUUAGCUUGUCUGAUAAUCAACCACAUUUUUUGAUAUACCAAAAACAUUUCCUGAAGAUUUAGAAGAAAAAAAAUAUGAGAAUAGUACUUAUUUUUCAAAUACAAAUUUAUUACAUCUUAUAUUAUUAGAAAAAAGGAUGCUGUUCAAGUUUUAAAUUAAAAACUAGCCUAUUGUUAUUUAUUAGGCAAACACAAACUGGCCAGCACAUUCAACUUUCCACAAUCAUGCUGAGGCAACAGCCAAAAGAGGAUUCUGCUUGGUCUUAAAGCCUUCUUCAAUGGUUAUUUUCACAAUUUAUUAUGGCAUAGCAGUCAAAAUAGGACAAAUUCUGGACCUGUGUCAGUGAGGAGUGGGUCUUUCGAACCACCCGAACCCCCAUUGGCUGCGGGCCUGAUGUUAAAGUUAAAAGUAAAGCACACACAGAACGUGUUUCAGAACAUUUUCACAUAAAAAAAACAUGAUCACGUUUUUAAUUAGCAUGAAAAUGUUUUAAAAGCAUGUUUUGUGUGUGUAAUUUUUUUUUAAACAUGUAAAUCUCAUGUAUUUUUCUCUUAAGGAGCAGUUCAAAGUUUAGUCAUUUUAUUGUCUUUGGGGUCGAUCACACCGGAUACGCUUCUUGUGUUGAGAGGUGCCUUUUUAAAAUGAUUUACUAACGGUCGUGAGCGUUUUGGCGCUGCUUAUUAUUUUACGUUAUUAUCGCGUUUUACCGCAUGUUGUGCGCUCACCAUAGGUAUAUACACUAGAUAUCGCAUACUAGCAUGCGUCAAUAGCGCCACCACAUUUGUACAGUGCUCCCAGGACAAAUGUCAUUCAACCACACUAGUCAAGACUAAAGCCAAUCUGAAGAUGCUUUACUUUAGCGCUGUAUACGGGUGUAGUAACGAGUAAAAGCAUAAAGGCAGAACAUUUCAUAGAUGAGAUUUUGUUUUGUAUGUUUUUGUAUGUUACAAAUGUGCUAAACAAGUAACAUUAUUGAUGAUAUUAGUCACUUACUGCACUGAUCAAAAGGUAAAGUAGCACCAACUCACACAUUAUUCUAGGCUUAUGCUAGUUUUGUUGAAUAAAAUGAAAGUAACUGAUAACAUAGUGCCUGCGCCUCAAUGUGCAUACUGACCAUCCUAAAUUAUUGAAUGUUACUAAUGUUAUAUACCAUUUAGAUCAGAAAGGUGGAUAGCCAUACUGAGAUGCAGGCAUAUCGAUGGUUCACACAAGUUAUUUAUAACAGAGAUUCAUUCACAAACGAAUCGCUCCCUCCAUUAGAAUGAGAAGUGAAAGCAGGAGCAGGGCUGUGUUUCAGGACAUGGAUUAGGAAAAAGGUAGGGAGGAUAACACAUUUUCAUGCACAUAAACACACACUCUUUGUCAGCAAUGCCGGUGUGAUCACUUAUCCAUCAAUGUAGAAAAGUGAUGUAAAAUUAUAAUUUUCUUAAUUUAAAAAAAUGUUGCGUAUUGACCACCAGGAAAACUCCCGAUCAUAGAUAUAUGUAUAAAUGUUUACAUAUCUAUGGCUCCAGAUGGCCAGUAUUCCACUGCACCUUGGUCCUACAUUCAUUUCAAAGGAGCGCUACCCUGUACUAAAAUGGCAGCUCUAUUGACGAUUCCUUCCAAUAGACACCAACAACGUAGGUGACAUCUAAUGUAAAUAUAUAUGUGCGAUCACAGUUAAAAUAGCAUCAACUCCGAGUGAAAAAAACGUGUUACGUCAGUCUCGUCUUUUUCAUUCUCCAAUCAAAUGAAAGCAGAGGUGGGGUUUCCGUUGAGGUGACAGCAGUGUUUGAAGAUGGAGAAGAGACUAGUGGUCGCUGUUUUGAGUUAUCCGGUGCUGUAUGACUCACAAACCUUGAAUUUCACUAUAUUAUUAAAUAUUAAAAUUAUAAAAAUAUCGACAGUAACACUCUCGCACGAUACCCAACUGAUUCAUUCGUUGUCUAGCUACUUAAAGGCGCUUCUUUUUUU